Morchella sextelata is the source of this 1596-nucleotide messenger RNA. RefSeq lists its product as uncharacterized. Gene Ontology annotation, cellular component: nucleus. Gene Ontology annotation, biological process: positive regulation of transcription by RNA polymerase II. Lineage: Eukaryota; Fungi; Ascomycota; Pezizomycetes; Pezizales; Morchellaceae. The coding region runs from base 1 to 1596 and encodes 531 amino acids. The record is from RefSeq and is a predicted model, not a curated record. The transcript has a single exon. Gene Ontology annotation, molecular function: transcription cis-regulatory region binding; DNA-binding transcription factor activity.
AUGUCGGUGCAAUUUCCUCCUCCUGAGUUGGCGAAUAUUUCUCCAAAACUCCGUUUCCUCAUCGAAUAUUAUGAUAAAACAGUCUGUGCCUCAAUGGUUGCCUUCGACGGUCCUGGUAAUCCAUAUAGACAACAAAUCCUUCCAAUGGCAUUCAAGAACGAAGCUCUUAUGGAGGCAAUUUAUGCUCUUUCUACCAGUCAUUUAGAUUCAAAAAAGAAAGGCGCACUCUCACUCGAAAGAAGAACCAGCACAGAUUCUCCGAAAAGCGUUUCUCCCAUGCACUCUCAUUCGCCUUCGUCUCCUGUCUCUCCAGGCCAUCAAUCAUUUCCUGAUUCUCAUCAGGGACUACAUCUACUGUCUGCCGUUGCUCCGGUGGUAAAAGAGAAGUCUGCAACCGCACUCAGUCAUAAGAACAACUCCAUUCAUCUUCUCAACGCACAACUUACUAUCCCCGAACUUGCGAAGUCAGACUCGGCGAUGGCCACUCUGUUGAUCUUGUUGUUUUAUCACAUCAGUGAGACAGGUAUCGGGCAGUUUAAGACACAUCUUGCGGGAGUCAAAAAGUUAAUGGGAAUGAGAUGUGUUGGAAAGGAGACGGGAAUCUGGGGUUGGAUGGAGACUGUGUUUACUUGGCUUGACAACAUGAGCGCUUCAAUCAACAACAGAGAGGCGCAAUUAAGAGGCGGAUACCUCGACAUGAUUUUUUCAUCGAAUGAUGACUGGGACCUGGAAAGUUUGACGGGCUGUGACAGGGAGUUGUUUAUGCGAUUGGCUGGACUGGGAAGAAUCAACAUGUUGAGUCAGAUGCCAACGGUUGCCAGUGACAGCCAUGGCAGAAAUAUGGAAGAGGAUGAUGGGAUCACCGAGCCUUUCAGAGAUGAGAAUGAUGGAAGAGAUGAGUUUUGGUUGGCCUGGAACGCUAUAAAGAAAGAUCUUUGCGAAUGGAGACCCACAGCUAUCUAUGCAGCCACACCCUCACGCCACUCGUCAACAGAAGCCAGCCCCUCAAGGCCUUUGGAAGUACCGAUUCCUUCGCCCACUUCAUCAAGUUAUUCAAUGUCCCCCCCACCACCACUAUCGGCUGGAAGUCCGAGAAGAAAGUCAUCUAAGGCACACGAAGCUGUCGAGAUCAAUCAUUGGCUGCAUGCGUCUAAUGUUUACCGCUACGCAGCCAUUUUAUAUAUCGAUCGACUUGCCUAUCCACAUCUACCUUCGUCGCAUUCUAUAUUCCAGAAUACAGUCAGAGAGGUUCUUGAUCAUGUCAACUGCAUCUCUAACUCUAGGCUUGGUCACAGGCUCCUCUGGCCUCUUUUUAUCACUGGAACAGAGUGCGUUGUAGAUGCUCAUAGAAAUAUGAUCAGGGAACGCUGUGUGGAGAUGCAACGUGAAUGUGGUUUCUUCAACAAAGUUUCUGGUCUUGAUGUGUUAGAGAAAAUAUGGAGCGAAGACAUCAUUGAGGAGGACCGGGGUCAUCUGGGAAAUGGAAUGUUUGCUGGAGCAAAGAAAAUGGGGAAUAUCAGCCCGAGUGUUGGUGGGAGAGGCCUGAGGUGGAGGAAGGUCACGGGUCACGAGGAUGCUGAGUAUUUGAUGAUAUAA